Thyridium curvatum is the source of this 849-nucleotide messenger RNA. RefSeq lists its product as uncharacterized. The coding region runs from base 1 to 849 and encodes 282 amino acids. The record is from RefSeq and is a predicted model, not a curated record. Gene Ontology annotation, molecular function: methyltransferase activity. NCBI's taxonomy places the organism in Eukaryota, Fungi, Ascomycota, Sordariomycetes, Thyridiales, Thyridiaceae. The transcript has 3 exons.
AUGAGUCAAAAUUCUCCCUCAUUCGAUGACUCUGGGUCGAGUUUUGAGAACUACGAGUUUACAUUCGAGUCUUAUCUGAACGACAGCUCUCGGAUCGAAGCCGAUUAUGAGGUCUUGCAGAUCGUGCUCGAUGGCCGGAAUUACCUGGCGCCGUUUUCCAAGGAGAGUCCGCCCAAAAAGGUUCUCGAUAUCGCCACCGGGACGGGCCGCUGGGCCAUUGAAAUGGGCGACGAGUUCCCGCAGGCCGAGAUUACAGGGACUGACCUGUCGCCAAUCCAGCCGACUUGCGUGCCGCCUAAUGUGACCUUUUAUGUAGAAGACAACACGGAGGAAUGGGACUACACGCCCGACUUUGACUACAUUCACACACGCGUCACGUUUGCCUGCUGGAGCGACAUGCCGGACGAGAUCAUCCGGCAGGCCUACGCGCACCUGCGGCCCGGAGGCUGGUUCGAGGCGCAGGAGACGUUUAGCAACAUCGAGUACGAGGACAGCGACAACCCGGAGGAGGUGGCCGCCCGCUCCAGCAACGCCUUCGUCAGGUGGGUGGACGAGGUGAAGCAGCUCGGCGGGGCGGUGGCGCGGCCCUUUGACGAUGCGUGCAAGCUCAAGGAGUGGCUGGAGGAGGCCGGGUUUGUCGACGUGCAGGAGAGGGUGUACAAGAUCCCGCUGAGCGGCUGGCCCCUGGAGGAGCGGACCAAGCGGCUCGGGGAGCUGUGGAGAGCCAACAUCGAAGCCGGGCUGGGGGCGUUCAGCUAUGCGUUGUUCAACAGGGUGCAGGACCGGUCGCUGGAAGAGAUUGAGGUGAGUCUCCCGUCCCUGACAACAAGGGAGGACAGACACCGGUGA